Messenger RNA from Linderina pennispora, 1322 nucleotides. RefSeq lists its product as uncharacterized. The transcript is spliced from 5 exons. The annotation marks the transcript as partial. Lineage: Eukaryota; Fungi; Kickxellomycota; Kickxellomycetes; Kickxellales; Kickxellaceae. The record is from RefSeq and is a predicted model, not a curated record.
AGGCCUGACGACCCUGGCCCCUUCACUGCCGACUUCACUUAUCCUGAGACCGCCUCAGAUGCCGAGAUUUCCCUGCGCCGUGCUCCUUCAAGUAUGGAAGCCAUGCACGCCCUUCUUGGUCAGCAGUCGAUGUAUAGCAAUUCGGUACAAGCUCAGGCCGCCAUCGACCCCAGGCUGCUCCAGAUGCCAUCCCCUGCGCAUGAGCCUGUCACCAUCGAUACAUUCCAGUACAACUAUUCGGUUCCUACUUCCUUUGCCGACCCGCGGAUUAUAUCUGGGUCCUCCGACCUGUAUCUCCCCUACCAAGGUAUUUUUGCAGACAUCAAUGCACCGCUGCCGACCGACGCUGACCAAUCAUUCCAGGCGUGGAACUUUAUAUACAAUCAAGGCCCUGCAGCCCCGCAGGUGGACUUCGGGCUCGAGACCACUUUUGGCGACUCUAUGAUAUCCAGCCCUUUUCAUACCCUUACUCACGGCGCUCCUGCGGGACCCAGCGCUCUGCCAGCACCCGCCAGUAGCUCAAAGGAGCUACCCAAGAUGGUCAACUUGGGGCGUCUUGAUACCUUCAUGGCCUCCGACCCCGUCCUGCCGUCACAGCGCUGGGACAGUCUGAAAGACAAAGGCAUUAAACCUAAGGUAAGGCAACCCAGAAUUUCAAUGAGAGCUACCCUUUGUCCUACUCCCGCCGCACAAGAUAGCGAUGAAUGUGCAGCGCCUGGCACAUGUGCCCUGAUAUGUACACCGAAACCCCCGGCAAAAAGAAGAGGUCGUAUUCCUGGCACUGUCCUCGGAAGUACGCGGACAAACUUCACAACACACCAGCGCUUUGGCAUUAAGACAGCGAAUUGGAUUAAGAGUACUAUGCUCAGGGAUUACUAUAUCCUUAAAGUGACACAAGCCUUGAGAUUAACAGAGCGCCAGAUAAAGAGAAAGCAUGGCGAUCAAGAAACUGGAGCUGAUACCGACCUUCCUGUGGCAUGAAUAUCCCUCAAUUCUGCAUACCUACUUUAUAGCAUCUACAUUCGAAUACACAGUUUACAAACUUCAGAUUGCACCUGGAAAACAUUUUGUCCUGACGGUGCAUGGGGGUAUCGUUCGCCUGCUUGUCCGCACCUAGUUAUUCUUGGCAACAAUGCCGUAUACAAUGGCGACACUUGCGCAUCUACUGAUUGCCGGUAGAUUCCCGCCUUCAUUCCAGUCGAGUGGACAGGUUCCCUUUCCCUCUGCGAGCUUUUCUUCGCAUGCACUGAGAAAUAAAGAACGCCAACCACCAGCUCCUUUAUUAGAAAGCGGAUAGGGUUUCCUUUCAGGUACAAUAAAAC